AUGGACUCCAAACCCUCAAGUAACACCAGUGUUUACAUUGGAAUGGCUCAUUGGCCCCUGCUCGUUUGGAGUGUUUUGAAUGCCCUCACUGGUUUACUAGGAAUGAUUAUUUAUGGUUCUGAAACGACCACCUUCGGACCUGUGUAUAUCAUGAAUCAAUAUGUUGGUUUAUGGUUGUGUGUGUUGUUGUUCUUCUUCUCCGUACAGGGUAUCUAUCAUGAGUUGAAGCCAGCCGACGAUAGGAUGAAAAUUCUAACGUUUUUCAUGAACCUCCUAUACUUUACCCUAGUGUUUAUUGGUUCCAUCAUUCUCUUUCUAGGCUAUGCGAUCAACGGUGUUCGUUCCGAUUGUAUUAUUUGGACCAUUUUAAUCAUGCUCAUGUGUGGUUUGAAUAUUGUGAUCGUUGUAUUGAGAUACUUUGCUGGUGUGGGUACUCUCAAACCACAACGACAAAUACUUCCUUCAGAAUCUGCAUGUUAUGGAAAGAUUCGAGAGAAAUCGAGUCCUGCUGCUUCCAAAGUCGUUGCAUGUUUGCAUGUAACAUGUAUUGUCAUGCAUGUCAUGUUGAGAGUACUCCUUUUAUUGUUUAUGAUUCUGUUAAUGGUUGGAGCAAUCAAUGCUGCGUAUAUUGUCAAUUAUCCAAUGAAGGGAAAACUCGUAAAGGUUGAAUUGAAUGAUGGUUCUGGAAGAUUUCAAAACAUUCAUUACCUGUGUGCCGGUCCCAAAGAGAAUAAUUCAUUUACCUUCUUGUUGGAAGGAGACUUUUCUCAUGGGUAUGCCGAUUAUUGGGACAUUCAACAACAUUUGACAUCUCUCGGUCGUCGUUCUUGUAUUUAUGACAAACCUGGUCUCGGAUAUUCUGACUACUUGUACAAGGGCCAAACAGAUGAAGCUACGUUUUACUAUAACUUUUUAACAAGUAUUGGAGAGAACAUGCCAUUCGUGUUGGUCGGUUGGGGUGGCGGAGGACAUUUGAUCUACAAAUUUGCACACAAACAUCCAGAGCUUGUCAAGUCACUCACAUUCCUUGAUGUGUUUCCACCUGGCAUUGAGUUCACCUCAAUAAGAGAUUUGAAAAAUUUAACUCAAAGCCAAUAUGAACAGUACAAGAGCAUAGAUAAGCAAGGAAGAAAAACAUUGUUGGGAAUUAUCAAUGGAUUGGGAGUUCCUUGGGGUUUAAUGUCGAUAUUUGUCAUGGAAAAUUCGAAAAAUUCCAACUCGAAGGAAAUUGCAUUCUGGAUGAGAACAGAAAAGACCUGGAUCACCCAAGCGUCCCAAAUGGAUUUGUAUUUUUCACAAGACUCUAGCUCGUUUCUAAAACAAUCUCUUGCUUCGAAUAUUACAAUCAAUUUGGUCAUUUCCAAACACAAUGACACUUGGGUAAAGACCAAUAAUUAUGUAUGUAAAACGAAAGGAACAGAAUCUCAAGAUUGUGCCUUCGAAAUUGAGAAGAAUAACUAUUAUAUGAAAUCCCAAUUGGAAAUUGUACCAACUUUGAACGGAGGAACCAUUACUUAUUGUACAGAUGAUUCCUGCGGUUUAAGCUACUACACGUUCAUCAAUCCAAGUUAUACGGCUUCGACACUCAAUCAGCUCUACCCCAAAUAG
This is a messenger RNA of Naegleria lovaniensis, 1608 nucleotides long. RefSeq lists its product as uncharacterized. Lineage: Eukaryota; Heterolobosea; Eutetramitea; Acrasida; Naegleriidae. The transcript has a single exon. The coding region runs from base 1 to 1608 and encodes 535 amino acids. The record is from RefSeq and is a predicted model, not a curated record.